Polychytrium aggregatum is the source of this 801-nucleotide messenger RNA. RefSeq lists its product as uncharacterized. The transcript is spliced from 4 exons. The coding region runs from base 148 to 744 and encodes 198 amino acids. Gene Ontology annotation, biological process: positive regulation of neuron differentiation. The record is from RefSeq and is a predicted model, not a curated record. NCBI's taxonomy places the organism in Eukaryota, Fungi, Chytridiomycota, Chytridiomycetes, Polychytriales. Gene Ontology annotation, cellular component: nucleus.
UGUGGUGCGAUCGGCCAGCUCUCCUCUCGGAUCUGACGGCCUCCAACAGCAGCUUCGAUCGCCCUCCGUGCGAGCGUGCUGUCCUUUCGGCGACCCCAAGCGUCACUCUGGGUUUCCACCCCUGCCCGCAAAGACUUCAGCCGCCCAAUGGCAUUACCAAUCGAUUCGCAGAAUGCAACCGACGAGCAGAUGCGGCGUCUCGAGUCGCUGGCACGUAUGAGGAAGAGAAUCUCCCGGCUGUCUGAAAUCAAAAAAUCAAUCUUUGUGGCCUCGCAGAGGCUGGAAAAGGAGGACGCCCUCCUUAACGAAAUCCGCGCCGAGAAGCGGCUGCUGGAGCAGGAGCGGCUGCAGUUGCUCGCAACAGUUGAGCAGCUCGACCAGGAUAUAGCAGAGCUGAGUGCAUCUGAGGACUCGCUGCAGACAAUGCGGACAGAGACCUCCAAACAACUGGACACCCUGCGCGACGACGAGUAUGCUCCGUUAAAGGAGAGGAUCGACCAGGCGCGACAGAAAGUUGGGCUGUCCCGGCUGCCGAAUCUGCAGGAGGAAGUGGAGGUUGAGAUGCUCAGCUACCUCGAGGAGCGGCGGAAUCGGUGGCGAGAGUCCGGCAUACUACAACCCGAUGCGGCUGCUCGCUCGCCCACUGGAACACCUCCUCCAUUGAGCCAGCCAUCGUCUCCAUCGGUAUCGGCGAGAGAGCGACAAGGCAGUCAGUCGAGGUCUAUUCGCAAGCGGAAGAAGUGAGCGGCUCCCAUGCCUGUCCCAUCACAACCACGAUCUCAGCGGCUCGAGGCCCUUUGC